Molecule: messenger RNA, 1794 nt
Organism: Colletotrichum karsti
Lineage: Eukaryota; Fungi; Ascomycota; Sordariomycetes; Glomerellales; Glomerellaceae
Product: actin-binding protein
Exons: 8
Coding region: 1-1794 (597 amino acids)
Biological process (GO): actin filament organization
Molecular function (GO): actin filament binding
Source: RefSeq, a predicted model, not a curated record
AUGGCCGGCCGCUUUGUACGAGCGUCGAAAUAUCGACACGUCUUUGGCAAGCCGACUCGCAAGGAGUUCUGCUACGACAACCUUCAUAUUAGCCGAAAUGCCUGGGAUACCAACUUGGUGAAGGCCAACCCCGAGUAUCUCUCAGUCAAUUGGGACUCUGGAGGCGGCGGCGCCUUCGCCGUCAUCCCUCUCAACGAAAAGGGAAAGCUCCCCGACCAGAUCCCGUUGUUUCGAGGCCAUACCGCCACCGUCUUGGACACCGACUGGAACCCGUUCAACGACCGCAUCAUCGCCUCUGGCUCUGAGGACGGAAAGGUCUUUAUUUGGGAGGUUCCUCAGAACUUCACCCUCUACACGGAUGCCGAGGAGCCCGCCGACGUCUCCCCUGUGAGCAAGCUCACCGGCCACUCGAGAAAGGUCGGCCAAGUCCUCUUCAACCCCGCCGCCGAGAACAUCCUCGCGUCCGCGUCCGGCGACUUCACGGUCAAGAUCUGGGACAUUGGCACCGGCGCGAACACCCACACCCUGAAGCACAACGACAUCGUGCAGAGUCUGUCAUGGAACGCCAGCGGAACCUUGAUGGUGACGACCUCGCGCGACAAGAAGAUCCGCGUCUGGGAUGUGCGCGCCGAGAAGCCCAUUCACGAGGCGCCCGGCCACCCCGGCGCCAAGAACAGCAGAGCCGUAUGGAUGGGCGAGCACAACCGCUUCGCCACGGCCGGUUUCUCGAGGAUGAGCGAGCGCCAGAUUGCCCUGUGGGAGCCCGGACGCAACGAACCCAUCGGCGGCUUCACUAUGCUUGACUCGAUUUCGGGUGUUUGCAUGCCUUUCUGGGACGAGGGAUCCAACUGCUUGUACUUGGCUGGAAAGGGUGACGGAAACAUUCGUUACUUUGAGUACGAGAACGACAAGUUUGAGUUCCUCAGCGAAUACAAGUCUGCUGAGCCCCAAAGAGGCAUUGCCUUUGUUCCCAGACGCGGUAUUAACGUCCACGAGAACGAGGUUAUGCGCGCUUACAAGACGGUCAACGACACUUACAUUGAGCCCAUCUCCUUUACCGUCCCCCGUAGAGCCGAAACCUUCCAAUCCGAUAUCUUCCCCCCUGCAACCGGCCUCAAGCCUGCCGUCAGCGCCAAGGAGUGGCUCGAGGGCAAGGACGGCAUUCCCAACAAGAUCGACCUGGAGAGCGUGUACGAAGGCACCGCCCCGAAGGAGGUCGCAGUCGACUACAAGCCACCUGCGAUUGCUUCCGCUCCCAAGCCCGCGCCCGCACCCGCACCAGCACCGGAGCCCGCACCGGUGUCGCGCUCGCCGCCUCCGUCGAUGAGGGACCAGCAGGCUUCCAUGGCCAACAUGGCGUCAAAGUUCAAGGAUGACGAGGCGGCCGAACCGGAAGACGAAGACGACAACUCUAGCUUCGAGGAAGUGCAAAGACCAGCCCAGCGCGCGCCCGCACCUGUUGCUGCCCCUGCGCGCGUCGAGCCGACCAAGAUCCCCUCGCCCAUCAAGGCCGCCUCGCCCGCUAUCAAGUCCCCCGCCAGCACAUCGCAGCCCUCGCCCAUCAAGCAGUCCGCACCCUCCCCCGGCUCCUCGAGCCAUAUCGAGUCUUCAUUGGACCAGAUCAGACAGAUGCUGGAACAGCAGACCAAGCUCAUCGGCAAGCAGAACGACAAGAUCAGCCAGUUGUCUGCCGAGGUGGAGGGUCUGAAGCGCAAGGUGAACGCGGGAGGAUCUCAGGACCAGAGCGAGAGGAUCAGGCAGUUGGAGCUGGAACUCGAAGCCGCGCGGUCUUGA